Messenger RNA from Pseudoliparis swirei, 1489 nucleotides. RefSeq names its product reticulon 2a (gene rtn2a). Bases 194 to 793 code for a protein of 199 amino acids. The transcript is spliced from 7 exons. Lineage: Eukaryota; Metazoa; Chordata; Actinopteri; Perciformes; Liparidae. The record is from RefSeq and is a predicted model, not a curated record.
UUUGAAGGUGGGAACGGAGCGUUUCUUCACACGCGUCGCUUCGAUCGCUUCCCGAGUCUCUGGAGAUGGCAGCAUCCGACACGCCUCCGGAUUGACGAGCAGUUCCGGCGUCGGGUCGUCUCCGUAUCCAUAGGACGCGUUCACAUUCAAAGCCAGUGUGAACUGGUCUGUCGUGGUUACGCCGUUGGCGGGAAUGAUGGACCUGGUCUACUGGAAGGACACGGAGCGGACGGGCAUGGUCCUGACGGGGCUGGUGGUCGGCCUGCUGUCCCUGUUCCAGCUCAGCAUCAUCACGGUGGUCUCCACCGUCUCCCUGGCCAUCAUUUGCUUCACCAUCUCAGUGCGCGUCUACUAUCAAGGCCUCUACAUCCUCAGCUGUGGCGACGGAGAGCAUCCCUUCAAGUCGUACUUGGACCUGGACAUCAGCUUCAGUGGCGAGGAGGCCGACCUCUACGCGCAGAAGGCCAUCGUCAUGGCAAUGUCUGCUGCCGACUCUCUGAAGGGACUCUUUUUUGUCACGAACCUCUUGGAGUCGAUCAAGUUCCUGGUUCUGAUGUACCUCGUGACGUACCUGGGAGAGCUGUGCAACGGCCUUACUCUGCUCAUCAUCGGUGUGAUCGCACUUUUUUCUCUGCCACUUUUCUACAGACAGCGCCAGGAUCAGGUGGACAUCUCCUUUGCAAAGAUGCUGGCCCAAAUUGAAAACGUCAAGGACACCUUCCAAAGACUUGUCCAGGGCGGUGAUCCUCCUUCUGACCCAACUCCCGGUGGCCCCAAACCCCAAAUCCAGUAAAGGCCGAUGGACAAGAACUUCAAAGAAAAAGCUCCCCAGAGUUUGCCGGCUGUCACUCAGAUGUCUCACCCAGCGGUCUGUGCUCGGAGCUCCAGAGCACAGAGCUCUAGAGGCCUGGGAAGGGAGGGGAGGUUACUCAAACAGACGAUGACGAGGAUCACACAUUUAGACUCUCACGUGUGAGGGCGGGUUGGAGCUUUGGGGGUUUGGGUUAUGAGGUAAUCGAGACGUAUGACUCCCGGCUGAGGCUCUCGCUACUGACGUCAGAAAAAGUGGACACGCAGCUUGUCGUACGUGACCAUACUUGGAAAUAUUCUCUGUUUUUAUGAUGUACAAAGAGGACUCAAGAAGUGUCUUAUGGUUGAGAGCUGUAGUCCAAAUGAGGUACUAAGACCAAUAACGGGGGGAGUUCCCACACGGCUACUCACCUGAAGAAAGGGAAGUGAGUUGUUACGGUGAUAACCAGGGGGGGGGGGGUCAUCAUUAUUCAUGGCAGCAUAAAACUGGCAAUUAAAGAUGCAUGUGUCAGCACAUGUACAUUUUCUGAAUGCAUAUUCAUUCUCAUUCUUUCUGUGUGUAUGCAAGUGUGUGCGCGCGCGUGUGUGUGUGUGUGUGCACGUGUAAUUCCUGACAUAUACAGCUUGCUUAAAUGAAAAUGUUAAUAACAAUUAAAGUCACAUUUCUUCUUUAUAUUUC